GUGUCUCCGGGGAUGGUGGUCGUGCCGGGAGGAGUAGCUAUGGAAAUUCCGGCGACCGAUGGAGGAGCGACGUCGUUGUCCCCUCCGACGAUCCCGCCGUGGCUUCGCCUGAAGCUCUCAGAGCCGAAGACUUCGCCGCUUACUGUUGAAGAUAUUGAAGCCAGACUUCGGGGAGCCGAUCUUCGUCGACAGAAAUUUUAUGAGCAUCUCUCAAGUAAAGCUCGACCAAAGCCAAGAAGCCCAACACAGUCCAUGACUUGUGAAGAAGACCUUGCCCAGAGACUCGAGGCUAAACUUCAAGCUGCACAUAUGAAAAGAAUGAGCAUUAUUGCUAAAGAGAGGACGCGUCUAGCUAAGCUUGAUGAGUUACGUCAAGCAGCUAAAAGGGGAGCAGAGAUGCGCUUCAGAAAAGAGCAGGCUGAGUUAGGCAACAAAGUGGAAUUGCGUGUUCAGCAGGCAGAGGCUAAUAGAAUGCGUAUUCUUAAGGCUUGUCAUCAGAGGAGGGCUACCUUGAGGGAGAGGACAUCUCAAUCACAAUCAAGAAGAAUGGCCCGAGAAAGCAAGUACAAGGAACGUGUAUGCUCAGCCAUUCGCCAGAAGCGUACUGCAGCAGAGAAGAAGCGAAUGGGGUUGCUGGAAGCAGAGAAGAGGAAGGCUUGUGAUAGGGUCAUCCAGGCUCAAAGGGUAGCAAAGUCCAUCUCUCACCAACGAGAAAUCAAGACAAAGGAAAUAAAAAACAAGUUAGAAGACAAGCUACAAAGGGCGAAGAGACAGCGGGCUGCAUAUUUGAUGCAGAGAGCAAGACAGCACACUCAUAUUUAUAGUAAUUAUUAUUACAGUAAAUCGCACGAGCAAGCUGACCAACUCUCCAGAAAAUUAGCUAGGUGCUGGAGACAAUUCCGUGAGCAGAGUAAAACCACAGCAUACCUUUCUGAUGCUUACAAUGCAUUGAAUAUGAAUCAAACUUCAGUUACAUUGAUGCCAUUUGAGAAACUGGCACUUCUCAUUGAAUCUAGUCAUACCCUUCACACAACUAAGGCCUUGCUCGACCGGCUUGAAUUGCGAAACAAGCUGUCACGUGAGUUUUCCAGUAACUCUAAUGCCUCUAGUUUGGAUAAUGAUAUUGAUCACCUCCUCAAGCGUGUUGCUUCCCCUAAAAGAGAGUCCCGACCAAGGAAGAAAGCAGUGGAUGCAAAGAAAAUUGAUUCUUGCAAAAAGCCUAUAAGAACUACUGUUGUUAAGAUGUCGCGUUACCAGGUCAGAGUCGUGCUCUGUGCCUACAUGAUACUAGGUCAUCCUGAUGCAGUUCUAAGUGGUCAAGGUGUGCGUGAGGUUGCUCUAACCAGAUCCGCUGAGAAAUUUGUCCAGGAGUUUGAAUUGUUGAUCAGAGUAAUACUGAAUGGGCCAAUACAGACUUCUGAUGAGUCGGCAGUAGGACUUAGAACAUUCAGGUCACAGCUUGCAGCUUUUGAUUCCGCAUGGUGCUCCUAUUUGAAUAGCUUUGUGGUGUGGAAGGCUAAAGAUGCUCUAUCUCUGGAGAAAGAUUUGGUGAGAGCUGCUUGUCAGCUUGAGAUCUCUGCGAUUCAGUAUUGCAAGAUGAGCCCCAAAGGCGAUGGUGGUCCGCCUCUUACACCUGAUAUGAAGGCCAUCCAGAAACAGGUUACUGAAGAUCAGAGACUAUUGAGGGAGAAAGUGCAUAAUCUGAGUGGAGAUGCUGGUAUUGAGCGUAUGGAAAAUGCGCUCUCAGAAACACGCCGAAAGUAUUUCCAGGAUAGAGAAAGUGAGUUCCCUGCCUCGAGUCCUUCACCUUCUUAUGUUGGUACAACAGUGGAAAAAAAGAACUUUGCAGAGGGGAAUGAUGAUAGUCUGAGGCCUAGCCAUGUGGUACGGUCCUUGUUUAGGGAUGAACCUGAACCAAAAAUAUCUAGUGUUUCUUCCCUCAGCACUAAAGGUCUACGAUACUCUGGUGGUGAGGGACCGGACUUCGAGAAUGAGUUGAUUGUGAAUGAAUGUGUACAUGGCCAGCAUCUUGAAUUUGCUUCUACUCCUAGAAGUGAGCUUGAAACUUCUAUAAAGGCAAAGGUGAAAGAGACAAUGGAGAAGGCAUUCUGGGACAACAUCAUGGAGUCCUUAAAAGAGAAAGCUAACUUUAGCUGUAUUGUUGACCUAAUGAGGGAGGCAAGGGAUGAACUUUGCACCAUGGCUCCUCAGAGUUGGAGAAAAGAUAUUACAGAAGCUAUUGAUACUGAUAUUCUUUUUCAGGUAUUAAACUCUGGAAAGCUUGACAUAGCUUAUCUUGGAAGAGUAAUGGAGUACAUGCUGGGUAUCAUACAGAAAUUGGCUGCCCCUGUCAAGGAAGAUGAGCUAAAGAUAAGUCAGCAGAAGUUGAUGACAGAGCUGGCUGAUAUUUGUCAUUCUGAUGUUUAUGUGUCAGAAAAUCCAGUUAUCUUUGCAUUGAUUAGGGGUUUGCGCUUUGUGUUGGAAAAGAUCCAGGAACUAAAGGAAGAUGUAAGCAAAGCCCGCAUUAGAAUGUUGGAACCGGCUUUGAAGGGGGAAGCUGGGUUUGAUUUUCUAAGGAAAGCUUUUGCCAGGCAUUAUGGGCCUCCCUCUGAUGCAAUUACUUCCUUACCCUUGACAAUGCAAUGGCUUUUACCUGUAAAAGACUGCAUUGAUCAGGAAUGGAAUGAACACAAAAAUAUGCUAGCUGAAUUAAGAGGGCAAGAUAGUGAACACCAGACGUUCAUUCCACCUACCUCACUUCGAACUGGAGGAAGCUUUACCAUCGAAACCCUGGGAAACCAAAAACCAGCAUCUUCAUCUGCUCUGAUGGAUUUAAAAGAAUGCAAUGGAAACAAGAUUGAUUUACUUGUGAGACUUGGCUUAUUGAAAUUGGUGAAUGGGGUAACUGGUCUGACUCAAGAAGGGCUGCCUGAAACUCUGAAGCUCAAUCUCCUGAGGCUAAGGAGCAUCCAAGCAAACAAUCAAAAGAUCAUUGUAAUUGCUACGAGCAUUCUAGUGCUACGGCAGACACUUGUGAGCCUACAAAUGGUUGGAAAUCCAACAGACAUGGAGAUGGUAACCUUAAGUAGUGUGAAGCGACUGUCUGAACUUCUGGACUCCGUUAAAGACGCAGCUGGUCUUCAUGAUAUCAUCGAGUCACUGUCCAAAGUAUUGGAAGACGCCAACUGUGUUGACAUGGCGAAGCUUCAAAGUAUGAAAAACAUUACAGGUAGGAUGCUGUCUAAAAGUCUACAAGCAGAGGACCCGGUAUUUGUUCGGGUGGCCCGCGCCGUGUACAUGGCUGCAAGAGGGGUUUUGCUGGGAGGUAGCGGGGAAGAAGGGAAGAGAUUGGCAGAAAAUGCGUUGCGACAGGUGGGUGCAGGGGCUCUGGCUAAGGAGAUGGUGGAAGCGGCUACUGUGUUGCUGGUGGCAGCAAAUGUGACUGUCAAUGUCCAUGGUCCUUGGUAUGCAUGUUUAGUAGGAGAGUUGUGAAUAGAUACAAUUGUGGGUGUAUCGUUUAUAUGUACAUAUGUAGUGUUGUGGAUAACAGAUAAAUUGUGUAUAGAUAUAAAAUAAAACAAGAAAACAAGCAACCAUGUACAGAGAAGGGUUCUGUUGGAAUUUCAUUUGCAUUGUAUUUGUCAAGAUAUAAAUGAACUUCAAUAGCUGUGUAGGGCGAAUAUUUGUUUUGGAAGAUUGAUCUUUCAUCCUUUCUUCUUUAUUUUUUAUCUUAUUUAUCAUUCGUAAUUAUUAUAUUAUAUUUAUGAAAAAU
Messenger RNA from Cuscuta epithymum, 3772 nucleotides. The record is from the annotation of a GenBank genome assembly. NCBI's taxonomy places the organism in Eukaryota, Viridiplantae, Streptophyta, Magnoliopsida, Solanales, Convolvulaceae.